Messenger RNA from Mucor mucedo, 688 nucleotides. RefSeq lists its product as uncharacterized. The transcript is spliced from 3 exons. Lineage: Eukaryota; Fungi; Mucoromycota; Mucoromycetes; Mucorales; Mucoraceae. The record is from RefSeq and is a predicted model, not a curated record. Bases 201 to 650 code for a protein of 149 amino acids.
ACUAUUCGGAAACUAUGCACCUAAUUAUAUUUUUGUCUUUGGAGAUCCGUUCAAUCUGGGGCAGGGUUCAAAGAUUUACAUCGCAUACACCAUGAUUAUGCAAAAGUCAAUCGACGACGGCGUAUAUAUUAAAGAAAAAGACACUACGAUAUUAGUUUGUCACUGGAACUUUGUGCCAAGUAUCAAGCGAAACAUUUGGGAUGGGGAUAAUUGCAAAUUUCCCAUACGAGUCAACUCCUUUCACUAGAAUAAACAGUGAUGAUGAUAUCAAAAAUAGCAUUGCAGGAGAUGGUAGUUAUUUGGUAUUUAUUCAGAAAGGGAAACCAGUUUCAACAAAGGGGUUUAUAAUUCAAACCAAUGAAUCACAGGGUAAAAAAUUCGAAAUUCUUCAACUAGAAAGUUCAACCAGUACUGUUCCGGAAAAGUAUGCUCUAUUGCACGGCGACACUCCUGGUGUAAUUAAUGAAAUCUAUUGCGAAUUUUUGUCAGAUACUCUUAUCAGAACAUUUGUGGUAGAAAGUGAGCAUAUUAACAAUAAUUUAUCUAUCAAAGUAUCAAGAGGAUAUAUAAACCAUAUUGAUGACUAUAUUUAUAAUCCUUAUUACGAAACUCUAAAUAUCAUCGAACCAUUAACACUUGCUUAUAUUUAACAUAUCACUGCUUCGAUAAAAUGAUACUAUUUUUAAAG